Messenger RNA from Fibroporia radiculosa, 840 nucleotides. RefSeq lists its product as uncharacterized. NCBI's taxonomy places the organism in Eukaryota, Fungi, Basidiomycota, Agaricomycetes, Polyporales, Fibroporiaceae. The record is from RefSeq and is a predicted model, not a curated record. Bases 1 to 840 code for a protein of 279 amino acids. The transcript is spliced from 5 exons.
AUGUCGAGCGGUGUACCAGAAACCCGCACCGGUAUACGUCUUCGUUCCCAGAGAUCUCUAGCCAGUUCGGCCGUUGGUACGACGCGGCGCCAAGGGAGGGAUAUGGACGCAACUGAGCUUGCUUGGGAGCAUUGCAGGAAUGGGCAGGUGAUAUACAUUUGUACAUCUCGAGGAAUUGGACUUGAGCUCGUUCGGCAGCUAGUGGCGUCUCCGACAAAUAUUGUCAUUGCCACAUGCCGAAGUCCCAGCAAAGCGGGAGCUCUCCAAGCACUCAGAUCUAGUGCCAAAGGAGAACUACACGUCGUUGAAUUGGACACAGGUAGUGAAACUUCCAUCCGGGAAUCUGUUCCGGUCGUUGCAGCGAUUCUUGGAGACCGAGGGCUCGACUAUCUCUACAACAAUGCUGGAAUCAUGGAGGGAAACGACUCCCCAUUCGACUUCUCGUACUCAGGCCUACUGCAGACACUGCAGACCAAUGUUGCGGGCCCUGCGCUGCUAGCCCAGUUGUACUUGCCCUAUAUAGAGAAAAGCAAACGCAAGGUUAUUGUGAACGUCACGAGUGGGCUGGCCAGCAUCGGAACGGACUUCGGAGAGAAGAACGCGACGUACAGCGUCAGUAAAACGGCGCUCAACAUGCUCACGUACAAACAAGCGAAAACCAGACUGGACUUGAUCUCAUAUGUCGUUGACCCGGGAUGGGUAAAGACAGACAUGGGUGGUGCGGAUGCGGCAAUGGAAGUGCAGGACACUGUCUCGAGACAGCUGAAGAUCGCCACGUCGGUGACAUCGAAGGACUCGGGCAAGUUCUUCAGGCAUGACGGGGAAGAGAUCCCAUGGUAG